This is a messenger RNA of Etheostoma spectabile (orangethroat darter), 2227 nucleotides long. RefSeq lists its product as uncharacterized. NCBI's taxonomy places the organism in Eukaryota, Metazoa, Chordata, Actinopteri, Perciformes, Percidae. The transcript has 2 exons. The coding region runs from base 469 to 1146 and encodes 225 amino acids. The record is from RefSeq and is a predicted model, not a curated record.
CCUAGCAUUUAAACCAAGGGCUGUGUACACCCCUUGAAACCAAGUGAGGAUGAAAGUUUACUUGUAAACGAGGGCCAUUGUACAGCAAGCCACAAUGGCUGCCGCAUCGACCAGAGAGACCCAUACAUUUACCUUGAAGAACAAGUACGGUGUGAGCUGAAGGACAGCGAGGCGACGCUCACCCAAGGUGAAGCUGAGGGGAGAGUUCACCUGAUCAUCCGAGAGGACUUGCUGGCCGAUCUCCUCGAUCAGCUCCAACAACAGAGAGAGGGCAGCAGUUGGAGCCAUGAAAGAGCUGAUGCAAAAGGAGAUGGGUGAGUUGAAAGUUCAGCUUGCUGAACGUGUCCCUUCCCCACCCAGGGAAACAGAGCAGCUGAAAACCCAGCUGGUCAAAACCAGCAGCAGGCUGCGAAAAUCCCAAAAAGAUCUGGACCUGCAGUACUUCAUUACCGAAGACCUGAAGGUCGAAUGGAGCAGAUCAAGGGAGAGAAGGAGGCCCUGAAAAAGGAAGUGGAGACUCAGAAGAUCGAGCUUCAUAAAGAGAGACAGACGCUCAAGGUAAGUAAGACCAACGUGGAGUUAGAGUUGGAGAGCUUUCUGGAGAUGGAGAGGGCUCAAGCUCAGGAGGUGAAGGUCAAAUUGAGCAAGAUGGAGGAAGCUCUCAGAGAACAGGAGGAGGCGGCAAAGGAGAAACUGGAAAAAUCCCAGGCUUUCCAUAGAGCCCAGCUGGAGAUGCAGGACCAAAGCAACAAGAACUUCAUGGCUGCUCUUGAGAAGAAGUGUGAACAUCAGCUGGAGAGGGAGUGUGUCCUGUGGCAGCAGGAGAAAGCCUCCCUGCUGGAGGAGAGCAAGAAAACAAGAGCCUCCCAUGUGGCUCAGGUUGACGAGCAGAGCAUUGCGAGUGACUGCCUCCUGGCUGCUCUGAAGAAGACUGAGCAGCAGCUGGAGAGUAAUCUCGACCAGUGGAAGGAAGACAAGGCAUCCCUCCUUCAGGCCACAGAAAGACUGAAGCUGACUCAGCAGGAAAAAGAGCAGGAGUGGGAGAGGACUGAGAGCACCUUGAGGUGGCUGGUCGAGCUUCAGAGCCAGAUCAUACAAAAGCUGAAGAAGAAGUUGAAGUGGUACAAAAAGCUUCUGCCUGGCUGAGGAAGAGAAUGCAUUUGUACUGGUAUAGUAUCUCUGUGUGUGUGUGUGUGUGUGUGUGUGUGUGUGUGUGUGUGUGUGUGUGUGUGUGUGUGUGGUUGUGUGUGUGUGUGUGUGUGCUCGCAGGGCGUGUGAUGCGUCAGUGCAGUAGAGUUGGAGUAGUUAGUGCUUGUAGUCAGGGUUAUGCAUGCUGCAUGCUGCUUCUGCUCGCCACUCUCUGCUUCCAGCUACUGCCACCGGACCGCCCUUGGUUUUCAGGGGCGGAAAGAUGAGCCGAGUGUGUCGCCUCUUCCGCCGGUGCAUAGCCUCUCCACUGCCAAGAUCUCGUACACGCCUCCCCGUGGCACACAUGGUUAACUGGGACCUCGUGGUUCCAGGCUAAGUUGUACAGGAUCUUGGAGCAGCAGUGGGCCCCAGAGACGCGGCAUGCAGGCCCAUCGGUGAGUGGAAACACCCGGAUGCCCGUCAACCACUGUCCCAGCUAUGUGUAAAUAGCCCCAGCUAUGGGUAAAUAGGGAAGACCCCAACAGCAGUGCAGGCGGAAGAUGUUUGUGUGAGAACCACCACAACGUCUGGGAAGGAGGAAAAAGGCAACCCCACAGCCACGUGGGUAAAUCGAGAAGGUACAGCGGCUGGGGGAGCAAACCCUGUGGCAAUGUGAGAAAACUGAAACUAUUCCUCACAACUAUAUAAUAACUACUGCACACACACAAACACUAGCUAUAAAAAAAAUAAUGUCAUGUUUGUUGGUGUGCCGGCCCUGGGCCUGUCCUACAUGUGUACUGUGGUUUGUCUUGUUAACUUGCAGGUGUAGCGGAGGCGAUAAUGAGACGACUGAUCACCUGGCCGGUCCUCCCAGACUAUUUAACCCCGCCUACCCCGAGACCGGGCGGCCGCAUCCUCCCGACGGCGCACCAACAUGUUUUUCUCUCCGUUUGAGUUUUCUCUCUGUUAACUACUGACAACACCCACCUCACAUUCUCCAUUACAUCCAUACACCUUCAUUCAUCACUGAUACUGACAAUCACACCUCAUCGUUCUCUUGUUUGCAUCAUUAUUUAAUAAAUGUCACUUUAUUAUUUUU